AUGUCGACCACGCCGCGUCGCGCGCCGUCGACCAGCUCCGCCGCGACGCGGCGAGCUCGGGGCGGCGCAAACCCUAGUCCCGGCGGCUGCGGAGAGAGUCGUUAUUGGCUGGGCCGCGGCGCGGCGCUGUCGCUGAAUUCGCGAAGGUCUUUGGAGAUUCAUCUCGACGCUGCUGCUGCUGGCUGCGACGGCGGCGCGUCUUACUGCAGCGCCACCGCCUCGGAUGCCACCGUCACAUCCCCGUUCUCUGCUGGCCGUGGGGCUACGGAUUUCACCAUAAUUAGCCCCACGACCACUCUUCACUUCCCCGCCUCCCCUUCCGUGGCGUUCUCAUCCCCGUUCACUUCCGCCUUUCCUUCCGCCGAUGGAACUUCCGCCUCCCCUUCCGCUUCCGCGCGGCGGCGCGCGUUCCCGAUGUCUCCUUCAGCCGACUCCAUUCCAUGGCCGUCCGAUGCCGCCGCGGCGCGAUGCAGCGCAAUCUACGCAGAGGAUGCGUUUCCCUCGUUUAGUAGUGGUGUUGAGGGAGGAGCUGGUAGCAAUAACGAUACCGCGGCAGCGGACGUGGCGUUCGAGGAUUGGUUCAACGAAGUAGAGGCGUCAAUGGUUCACUCCACUACCCUAAACCCUCCACCAUUGGCGCUGGCACUGGGGCGGAAGCAACGGCAGCGGCUGAUGCGGCAGUGGUUCCACGACGCGCCUGAUGGGCUCGUUUCGCCCCCAUUCGCUGGAGUCAAUCGAACCAACCAAGUCAACCGUGUCAACCAAGCCAACCGAGUCAACCAAGUCAACCGAGUCAACCAAGCCAACCGAGUCAACCAAGCCAACCGAGUCAACCAAGCCAACCGAGUCAACCAAGCCAACCGAGUCAACCAAGUCAACCGAGUCAACCAAGCCAACCCAUUCGUCAACCAAGCUUACGAUGCGUAG
Messenger RNA from Closterium sp. Yama58-4, 927 nucleotides. NCBI's taxonomy places the organism in Eukaryota, Viridiplantae, Streptophyta, Zygnematophyceae, Desmidiales, Closteriaceae. The record is from the annotation of a GenBank genome assembly.